Triticum aestivum (bread wheat) is the source of this 6015-nucleotide messenger RNA. RefSeq lists its product as uncharacterized. The coding region runs from base 4833 to 5963 and encodes 376 amino acids. Gene Ontology annotation, molecular function: nucleic acid binding; RNA-DNA hybrid ribonuclease activity. The transcript has 2 exons. Lineage: Eukaryota; Viridiplantae; Streptophyta; Magnoliopsida; Poales; Poaceae. The record is from RefSeq and is a predicted model, not a curated record.
UGGAGUUGGCCUAACCACCUCUGCUCUAUGACUUCCUUCCCCCGGGUUACUCAAGAACAGCUCAACCUGGGAGGUCCGUCCGCUCGUGACGGUUCGUGCCGUUUCUGGCGACUCCGGUUGACUCGACAGCGACUCAUGUUUCGGCGAUUUGCCGACCAAAUCCCACUCAAAAUCCUUCGUUUUCUUCACUCCCGUGUCUGAUUUCCUCUAGUUCCUGCUAGCUAGUGAGAUCCCUAGACCAAUUUCUCCAGCAUCGAGCCCCUUCCUAUAGGUGCUGCUCAUACUCUGUUUUUACAAGAUCCAGAAUAAGUGAGACAGCGAUUUCAAUCCCGGGUGAAUCCCCAACCUGAAUCCUUUCGCGUCUGCUAGGGUGCGCGAUUGUGAAAUACCAGUCAAUCCUAGUCCCGUGCGUGCGGUGGUGAACUUAGAGGCAGCUGCCGUGAGGCUUCACCCCGAAGCGAGCUAUUAGUAGACACCUCACCGUGGGAGAUAGGAGAACUCUUUCCCUGGCCAGCAUGGAGGGGAUGCUGAAUGAUUUGAAGUUGUCAGAGGCAGAAAAGAAAAGUGUCAAAAUUGGAAGAAGGCAGAUCUGCUCCUCAACUGUAAGCAAACUACAGACUAUAGGUAAUAUUUUCUCAGAGAGGCCAGCGAAAGAAGAGUUUGUGGGAAGAACAUUAGGAAAUUUGUGGUGCCCUUUUGCUGAACUUGAUUGCAAAGAUCUUGGUAGAAAUCGUUUUCUGUUUACCUUUCCUGAUGAGACUAGCAAGAAGAAAGCUUUGGAUGGUGGACCGUGGAGGUUUAAUAAAGAUUUGAUAGUGAUGGAAAAAUUUGUGGCCAGUAAAACAAUAGAUGAAUAUGAGUUUAAAUGGAUCCCUAUAUGGGUCAGAGCUUAUGGCAUCCCCACGGGGAUGAUGAGUUCAGAAACGGGAGAUUUAGUCGGAGAGAGAAUAGGAGAAGUACUUGAUAUUGAUGUGGAUUGGGACGGAACAGCGAUGGGCCAGUUUAUGAGAAUCAAAGUACGAAUGGAUAUUACAAUGCCAAUAACAAGAUUCAUCACUUUGGAAAUUGAAUAUGACGAGGAAGAACAGGAGGCCAUGUGUGAGGAGUUGAUGAGUAAUGCAGAGAACAGAGAGAAGAAAAAGUGGAGAAGGUUGUUGAUUUCAAAUAUGAGUAUCUGCCUGAUUUUUGCUAUUGUUGCGGCAUCAUUGGGCACACAGAAAAAUCAUGCCUAUCUAGAGCCAGAAGAGAGGGAGCUAGACAGUAUGGGCCGGAUCUGCGGCCAAUUAUCUAUAAAGGAGGCUCUAGUGAAGAGAGGAGUAGAAGCUCAAGUGAUAAGGAAAAUUUCUGGUUAACAAAUGUUGCUGGAAACCGGGGUGGUAAGCAUGGAAGUGACAGUCCAUCAUGGAGAAAGAACACUCAAUGGGGCAAGGAGGAAGAUGGAGCAAGGAAAGAGGAGGAGAAAGCAGUUGAGUGCCCUUCGAAGUUUAGUCAGGAUGACCAAACGGGGUCCAAAGAAAGCGAGAAACUGAUUUUUGAGGAUAAAUCAAAAACUCUAGAUUUGUUUGAAGGAAUAGAAAACACUGAUCAUGUACCCAAGUCAGAAUCUGGUCGGGAGUCAGGUCAGAGGGGGUAGGAGAAGAAAAUUUGAUACACGAUGGAACAAUACAAGUAGACAAGGUGAAGUCCCAAACUUUAACAUCCACAACAGUAGGACAAGUAAUUUUGGAUAGGAAAACCAUGAAAGGAGGGAAACGUCAAAGUCAGGGUACUUUCAAGCGAUAUGAAAGAUCUAAUGGAAAUAAAGGUCAGGGUCAAUCUUUCAAAACAGAGUUGAAGAAAAGAAAUGUCGACCUGAUGGAAUUAGACUUGGAGGCUCAGAUUAUGAAGAAAGCAAGAAUGGAUGUGGACGAAGUGUUUGCGGCUAUAGAGAAAGAGGAAAUAAACAACCCUGAGAAGAAGAACGCUGGGCUGGAGGGACAGCCCGGCGAACCAAAAUGAGGAUCACAACCUGGAACUGUCGGGGUUUGGGGAAUGGCCCGGCAGUACGUGGGCUUCUGGACCUCCAGAAGCGGGUGGACCCCGAUAUCCUCUUCUUAUCCGAGACAAAACUGGAUGAGAGAAGGACGCAGUGGCUCAAGUACUUGUUGGGAAUGUCAAAUAUGGUGGUCAAGGAUUGUAAAGGAAAGAGCGGAGGACUUGCUUUAUUAUGGAAGAGGCAUGUGCAUGUUGAAUUGCGUAAUUAUUCGAGAUAUCAUAUUGAUGUAAAGAUAGUGGAGCAAGAUGGUUUUACAUGGAGAUUUACGGGCAUAUAUGGUGAGCCUGCGACUGAUAAAAGGGAUAAAACAUGGGACCUUCUGAGGAUCCUCGAUCAACAAAUUAAGCUUCCAUGGUUGUGUGCUGGUGACUUCAAUGAAGUUUUAUAUUGCCAUGAAAAGAAAGGUGGAUCAGCUCGGGCUACUCGGCAAAUGGAGACUUUCAAGAUAACUUUGGCAGAUUGUGGCUUGCGUGACCUGGGAUACAUGGGUGAAAAAUACACUUGGAGAAACCAUAGUCAUGAAGCUAGUAAAUAUAUAAAAGAAAGACUUGACAGAGUCGUGGGGACCCGAACUUGGUGCAACAGGUUUCCUUCAUAUAAGGUAAUAAUUGGGGAUCCUAGACACUCGGACCAUCGGCCAAUGACCAUUUAUGUAGAGGGCACGGAUAAAGCCAUGAGAAAGCAUGGAGGCCACUGUGGCUAUUAGAUUUGAGGCGAAGUGGCUACAAGAAGAAGGAUGUGAGGAGGUUAUUAGCAAUGCAUGGUCUACUGCAGAGAUAAGGGGCGAAAACAAUUUAUCACAGAAACUAAGGAGAGUGGUAGAAGACCUGAGGCAUUGGGACACUAAUGUCCUAGGUGAUUUGCAGAAAAGGAUCAAGGCACUAAAAGUUGAGCUAGAACAGGUGAGGAGGGCACCCAUUAGCCAUUAUACAGUAGCUCGAGAACACUUUGUGCGGGAAAAAUUGGAUAGAUUAGAACUAUAGCAGGACAUGUUUUGGAGGCAGAGAGCACAUGUUAAAUGGCUCCAAGCUGGAGGCAAAAACACUGCUUUUUUCCAUGCUUGUGCUUCAAAAAGAAAGAAGAAAAACACAAUUGGGAGACUAAAAAGGAAGAUGGAGCGUGGGUAGAGGGUGAAGAUCGCUUAAAAGAGCAUGUUGCAAGCUAUUUUUCUAAUCUGUCCACCUCUACAGUUGGGCCAAGAACUGAUGAAAUAUUGCAGACAGUUUCACCGAGGGUAAAUGCACAAAUGAAUAAAAGCCUUUGUGCUCAAUACACAGAGGAGGAAGUUAAGGAGGCUUUGUUCAAUAUUGGAGAUCUCACAGCACCUGGGCCUGAUGGUAUGUCUGCGGUUUUCUUCAAAAGGUUCUGGCAUCUAGUGGGAAACACAGUCACAGAGGAGAUCUUGAAAUUCCUUCGAGGAGGCCAGAUGCCAGAAGGAUGGAAUGAUACCAUGAUCGUCUUAAUCCCAAAAACAGCAAAUCCACAAAGCAUGAAGGACCUAAGACCGACCAGCCUCUGCAACGUCAUCUACAAGACAAAAAGAAGUGGUAAAACAGGAUACGCGGCGAUAAAGCUAGACAUGAGUAAAGCCUACGAUCGAGUUGAAUGGAAUUCAAGCUGGGAUUUGAAAGAGAAUGGGUCAACCUAGUGAAGAAGUGCGUGUCAACAGUUAAAUACCAAGUCAAGGUCAACAAAGAUGCAACUGAGGUAAUCAUCCCCCAAAGAGGAUUACACCAGGGUGAUCCACUCUCACCGUAUUUAUUUCUACUAUGCGCAGAAGGUUUUUCUGCCUUGUUAUAUGAUGCUGAAAGAAAUGGUAGCUUGAAGGGAAUCAAAUUAUGUAGAGAAGCGCCAAGUGUGAGCCACUUGCUCUUUGCAGCUCCUUGAAGCAAAUGAAAAGAAUGCCCAAGCAGUUAAUGAUAUACUGGAGAAGUAUGAAGUUUGCUCUGGCCAAGUAAUAAACAAGGAUAAGUCAGCCAUCCUAUUCAGUAAGAACACCAACCAAAGGCAGAAAAGAGAGAUGAUGGAUAUAAUGGGCAUUACAGAGGAAGGCUUGAAAGGAAGAUAUCUUGGGCUGCCAGCAUAUGUUGGAAAAUCAAAGUCCAAAACCUUUCAGUAUAUUAAAGAAAAAGUGUGGGGAAAGAUACAGGGUUGGAAAGAGAAACUUCUAUCAAAAGCAGGGAAAGAAAUCCUAAUUAAAGUAGCAGCCCAAGCAAUGCCAGUAUACACUAUGACCUGUUUUGAUCUAACAAAAAAUCUUUGUGAUGAGCUUAGCUCCAUGAUAUGCAAAUUCUGGUGGAGCCAGAUGGAUAAAGUUAACAAAAUACACUGGACAUGUUGGGAGAAGCUUUCUAAACCGAAGAGAGUGGGUGGACUAGGAUUUAGGGACCUUCAUGCUUUCAAUAUGGUCAUGCUUGCUAAACAAGGAUGGCGCCUACUUCAGAACCCGUCAUCAUUGUGUGCCCAAAUACUGCAAGCUAAAUAUCACCCAGGAAGCAGCAUACUUGAAGCUAUGCCAAGGAAGGGAAUUUCGUAUGCAUGGCACAGUAUUUUGAAAGGAGUGCAACUUCUGAAAAAGGCAUAAUUUGAAGAGUUGGGAAUGGACGAAACAUCAAAAUCUGGACAGACCCGUGGCUCCCAAGAGGAAUUACUAGAAGAGUUACUUCAUUACGUGGGAGACAAGUGAUUUCUAAGGUUGCUGACCUUAUAGACCCAGUGACAAACUGUUGGGAUGUCAGCCUUGUGCGCCAAACCUUCAAUGCAGAAGAUUCUGAGAUAAUCUUGCAGAUCCCCAUUUAUGAUCGUACACCUGACUCGAUUGCGUGGCAUUUUGACAAAAAAAGGAAUCUUCUUGGUGAAGUCAGCCUACAAGGUAGCAGUGGAUAGCAUAGAACGUGAUUCAACACAUGGCCAACCAUCUAGUUCAAGAAGCGAUGGAGAGGCAAUUGAUUUUGAAUGGAAGAAACUAUGGGCGUUACCUCUCCCAAAUAAAGUCCUCCAUUUUCUUUGGCGUAUAGCAACAUAUAGCUUACCAUUAAGAAUGAAGCUGAAGAAUAUAGGCAUGGAAAUAGAUAGUAGAUGCCCAGUGUGCCUUAGAUAUGAUGAGGAUGGUGGUCGCUGUUUUCUUAAAUGCAAAAUGGUGAGACGGCUGUGGAGCUUGGCACAAAUGGAUAAUAUUCGAAAUAGGCUAAUGUUAUGCAACGAUCCUCUUAGCUUAUUCAAUGAGUUGUUUCGCCUGACAGAAGAGGAGAGCAUAAAGGUGUGUGUCAUGUUUUGGUUAUGGUGGCACGAAAGGAAUAAGGCCAAUGUAGGAGACACGAUGAAAACGCCAGAUGAAAUUCUAGCUUCUAUUAACUAUCAUGUUAAUAAUUUCAGGAAUCUUAAGAAGCAGAGGAGCACCCAGAAGCAGACUUCCACGGCAAAAUGGUCUCCCCUGGCAAACGAAUUCCUGAAAGUAAACUCCAAUGGGGCGUUUAAGGAAGCAUCAAAAUCUGGUGGCUGGGGUUUUACUUUGAGGAAUAGUAAUGGUAUGCUUUUGGCUGCAGGAGCAGGAAAGCUGGAAUAUGUAUCAAGUGCCCUCCAUGCUGAAGCUUUAGCCAUGGUGUAUGCAAUCAAUGCAACGUCAAGCAUGGGAGCCAAUCGUGUAAUUUUCGAAAUGGACUCGAUGGAGUUGAAGCAGGCUAUAACAAGUCAGGAGUAUGAUAGAUCAGCUCUAGGUUCUUUGUUUCAGGAGAUUAAAUUCCAACUUAAUGUAGCUUUUGAUUAUGUUAAGCUGAAUGUAUGUCCUAGAGCAUGUAAUAAUGCAGCACACACUAUAGCUGCAUAUGGUCAUGGUCUAGGGAGUGGCGUAUGUGAGACAUGGUUAGGCCACUUCCCUGAGUUUGUACUGAACUCUGUUGCUGGCGGUUUAGCCAGUUUGUCAUCGUAAGGAAUACUAGUCUGUUCUUUUCAAAAAAAAAAAAGAACAGCUCAACCUGUCC